Molecule: messenger RNA, 1172 nt
Organism: Bicyclus anynana (squinting bush brown)
Lineage: Eukaryota; Metazoa; Arthropoda; Insecta; Lepidoptera; Nymphalidae
Product: calcium-binding protein P
Exons: 8
Coding region: 125-928 (267 amino acids)
Source: RefSeq, a predicted model, not a curated record
UCAAAAUGAGUCACAGGAAAAUCAGUGAAGCCUCGUCCGCUAAGCGCAUCAUAUAAAGCGGCGGCGCGCGGCGUGCGGAGCAUUUUCCGACGGCGAGCGUGUGUGAUACGUGUGACAGACAGACAUGGCGCGCAUUAUAUUAAUUGCAGCGGCUUUAAGCGCAGUAUAUGCGGCGCCUCCACAACGCCUUUACCAACAUCCCUCACAGAUUCAACACCUGAACCCCUUGGACUAUUACUUGGAUAGUCAAGAAGGGCAGUAUUACCAGCAGGAACAAAAGCCAGCUCCACCGAACAGCUCGCCAGCGAGGCUGGAGACAUUGGAGCCAGACAGUGAAGUGGAACUCAUUCCCGGAGCUCAACCCCCUCAGCAGCCACCACAACAGACACCUGUUGCUCCAAAUAUACCAGGUUUGAUUCCCGGUCAAAGAGUCUUCAUAGUGCAUAUGCCAGUACCUGGAAUUAGGCCUGGAACUGUAGGCGGCUAUCAACCAGUGUACAUUGUAGCAGCGGCGCCUCAAGCGAAUGCCGCAUACCCAGGUUACCAAAACACAGUUCUCGUGAGCCCGAACUACGGGCAGCCUGGAGCACCCGCGGGCUACCCCAUGCCCGGAGUGCAGGGCAACCCCAACCUGGUGUUCAGCGCUACAGCCUACAACAGACCCUUCGGGCUUGCGCUCCAAGAGCCUGUUAACUACCAGCAAAUACCGGCUCAGCAGUUCGUUCAAGUGCCGCCCAGCGCGAUAAACUUCGCUCAGUUGGUGUCCCUCCAAGGGCAGCAAGCUCAACCAGCCCAAGAAGCUAAAGUUAACGAUCCUCAAAAUGCAGAACAGAAGAGCGCCAGCCAAGUGACAAUUGAUUCGAAAGAAACGGCCGUAAACCAAAAGAGUGCAAAAUCAACACACGGACUGAUUAGGAACAAGGCUUAGAUUUUAUUAUUUAUACUAAUUUAUCUAUUUAUGUUUUAAUAUAGCUAAAAUGCGCCAAAUAUGCUAUCGAAACAAAAUCGGAUGUAUCUAAAACUAUGUGCUACAAUUUUGGACAAAAUGUUUUCAUAGAUGUUCUAUUCCAUCCGUUCUGUCAUCAAUCUGUUCAGAGUUCUGCACAUAGCUUGUAUUCUUCGUACCUGAUUGUAUCUAAAUACAUUAAUGUAAAUAAAGUUUUCUUAGUUUA